Messenger RNA from Brachypodium distachyon (stiff brome), 5786 nucleotides. Its product is annotated as nuclear pore complex protein NUP214. The record is from RefSeq and is a predicted model, not a curated record. Gene Ontology annotation, biological process: RNA export from nucleus. The transcript is spliced from 18 exons. Bases 232 to 5562 code for a protein of 1776 amino acids. Gene Ontology annotation, molecular function: structural constituent of nuclear pore. NCBI's taxonomy places the organism in Eukaryota, Viridiplantae, Streptophyta, Magnoliopsida, Poales, Poaceae.
UUCCAGCUGCCUGCCUGCCUCCCGUUGCGCACCGCCGGGAAGCGGGAAGCCUCCGCCCCUCGCCGCCGCGACGCGGCUCACACUAGCUUACACACCACGCUAACCCACCCACCCAUCCGCGCCGCUUCCUUCCUAAAACCUUCGAAACCCCCCCACCGGCUACCUUCUCCGCUCCGCCCGUUCCAGCCCCUCCAGCUUCCCGCCGCUCAGAACCCUAGCAGGGGGGCAGCCAUGGUGGCGCCGCGCGAGCUGGAGCUCUCGGACGAGGUGGAGGGCCCGCAGGACGGCACGGCGGACUUUGUCUUCCGCCUCGCCGGCGACCCCAUCCCCGUCCUGCCCCCCGCCUCCUCCCCUCCCCCACUCUUCGACCUCCACUCCCCUCCCGCGCGCCCGCUCGCCGUCUCCGACCGCCACGCCGCCGUCUUCCUCGCCCACCCCAACGGGUUUAUGGCCGUGAGGACCAAGGCGCUGAUCGAGGCCAGCAAGGAGGCGCGAGCCAAGGGCAAGGCCAGCACGCGCUGCGCGCGGGACUGCUGCGUCGCCGACGUGCCUCUCCCUGGGGUCUCCCUCCUGGCGCUCUCCGGCGACGACUCUGUUUUGGCUGCCUGUACGGGCACUGAGAUCCACUUCUUCUCGCCUGCUUCCUUGCUCACUGAUAAGGAUGUCGAGCCGUCUUCAUCAUGUAGCCUGGGACAAUCUGACACCGUUAAAGAUUUCAAGUGGCUAAAUCAUGACUCCAAAGCCUACAUUGUACUCUCGAAUAGUGGAUUGCUUUCUCAAGGGAGUUUGAGAGAAGGCUUGAAGGAUGUAAUGGAAAGUGUUGACGCUGUUGACUGUUGCAAGGAUGGAAACCAUAUUGUUGUUGCAAGGGAGAAUUCACUCAGGAUAUUAUCAUCAGAUUUGAAAGAAACAUGUUGCAUGACCCUCUUGUUCCAGUUGUGGCCUGAUGAUACUGAUCCAGAGGACACCGAUAUCAAAGUGGAUGCCAUUGGUUGGGUGCGUGAUGAUAGCAUUGUUGUUGGUUGUGUUCAAUUGAAUGAGGAAGGCAACGAAGAGAAUUAUGUGGUCCAAGUUAUAAGAAGUGGAGGAGAUACAUUUUUUGAGAGCUCAAGCAAGCCGGUUGUUUUUACCUAUGUGGAUUUUUUCCAAGGCAUCAUGGAUGACAUUUUACCAUCUAGAGUUGGACCAAAUUUGCUAUUGGGCUAUCUGCAUCGCUGGGAUCUCAUGGUGGUUUCAAAUAAAAAGAGCAUCAAUGACCACAUUUCGCUUUUGAAAUGGCCGUCCACAACUGACGAUGAAAGAAAUGUGGUAUACCUCGAAAUGCUGGAGGAUAAAUAUAGUCCUAGGAUUGAUCUGCAAGAGAAUGGUGAUGACAAUGUCAUAUUGGGAUUUGGUGUGGAGAAUGUUUCCUUGUUUCAGAAGAUCACAGUACUAGUUGGACCUGAACAAAAGGAGGUUGCCCCUCAGCACAUUCUACUGUGUUUGACUGGUGAAGGAAAACUAAUUAUAUAUUAUCUUGCCAGGAUUUCUGACCCUUCUGAUUUACCCCAAACAAGUCCGUAUACCAUUGAAGACAGUAAUGUGAAUAAAACAAAUUCACCUGCAACUGUGUCUGGAAAGGAUUUGACUCCAAGUGUUACAAGCCCAGUGGCCAAGAGUCUGCUCGUGGAACCUGGGGCUGAGCCAUCCAGUGCACAAGCAGAAAGAGGGCAUCAUGAACCGAGAGAUAUUAAAAGCAGUUCCUCAGUUUCGAAAAACAAGGACAUUGCCAGCAGUUCGUUGUCUAUCUCUUCUGAUCAGAAGUCCUUGAGUGCUAAGCAAGUGAAUGUGGCAUUCCCGUCCGCACCUGCCUCUAUCUUAGCACCAACAGGCAACAUAAAACCUGGGAUGCCUUUCAGUUUUUCUACUGCUAAUAAUGUAGGCCUGAAUUCAACAGGAAGCAAGGGAUCUAGUGAAUUAGUUUCUUCCUCACAACUGAACAGCGGCAGCACUUCUGUAAACAGCCAACUUGGAAAAGGUGGGUUUGAUUUAACCAAACCACUGGGAUCAUUCGGGGGGUCUCAGAAUACUGAAAAAGAUGGUGGGAACCCUAGUUUUAAAUCAUCAGUGUUCACCUCUGAUGGACUGGUUCCAUUUAAGGCUGCAGAAAGAAAUGAGGCUACUAGUUUUGGAAGUUACUCGCCUCAAACCAGCUGCACUACUGAGAGGAAAGUUCUUGGUUCCUCGGCUGGUUUAAGUUCUAUGUCAUCACCGUUGAUUUCUCCAAAUAAACCUACUCCAGUCGGAUCUUCAUCUACUGGGUUUGCGACAGGAAAUCUCGAAGCAGUUGCUACCUCCCGUGUAUCACCUUCGCCACAGCAAACCAUUGGCAAACCACAUAACAGCAGGGCACAUACAUCAGCGGAUUCAAGAAGUUUCAAGUUAGGCAAUACUGAACAAGAUCUAUCUAAAAAGUUCUACAGUAUAAAUGAUAUGACAGAGGAAUUAGACACCCUCCUGGCAUACAUCGAAAAGGAUGGGGGUUUCAUAGAUGCCUGCAUAACCUCGCAGCAGCAUCCUCUUUCAGUGCUUGAGGGUGAUCUGCAAAAUUUCAUGGAAUUACUGCAGGUCUUCAAGAACAAAGUAGAGGAAAAAUAUUCAAAAACUGAAGAUCUGCGAAAUAAGAUGUUCCAAGUUUCUGCUAGGCAAGCUUAUAUGAAGGGAAUUCUCAGUCAAUCUUCAGAUACUCAAUACUGGGAUAUAUGGAAUCGUCAGAAAUUGAGUCCUGAAUUUGAAGUGAAGAGGCAAAACAUUCUCAAAGCUAAUCAGAAUUUGACAAAUCAGCUGGUAGAGCUGGAGAGGCACUUUAAUAAUCUGGAGAUGAACAAAUUUGGUGACACUGGAAGAGUUGCUUCUAGUCGCAGAGCUGUUUAUUCUAACAAGUCGCGUUCUAGUCAGACACAAUUAUCCAGUGUGUACAAUGCACUGAAUUCGCAAUUAGCAGCAGCCGAGCAACUAUCUGAAUGCCUUUCGAAGCAGGUAUCUGCACUAAAUAUAAGUUCUCCUUCUAAGAAGCGUGGGACAGUGACCAAAGAGUUGUUUGAAUCAAUCGGUCUAGCCCAUCCGUCAGAUGCACCCAAAUUUUCAGCUGGUACUCCUUCCAAGUUAAUUCAGGGGUUUCCAUCAACUAAAGAACACACAAAGAGCAUGCUAGGACCUUCCAAGAUUGCUGAGCCUGAGACUGCACGAAGGAGGAGAGAAUCACUGGAUAGGAGUUUGGCUAGUUUGGAGCCACAGAAAACCACAGUAAAAAGAAUAGCGCAGCAACAACGCCUCAAGAUCAGCAGUGAUCUGCCAUUCAGGUCAAACAAGAAAAUGUUCGAUUCUCAAAUGGCAGCUCUUUCCCAGGAAAAUUUUAGUGGUAGCUCCAGUUCCUCCAUAGUAGAAUCGUAUGCAAGCAGGCUGCAUUCUCCAAGUGAAGUGCUCGAUGAAAAAACAAAGACAUCCGGGCCCCAGCACAGCUCUUUGUUCAAAUGGGCAAAGGAACCCGCUGGGUCAUCUCAAGGCUCGGAGCAAAAGCAUCUUGAGUUACCAGGGCAGAUGAGAAGUGCUGGUCAGCCUUCAAAGUUGGCACCAUCUUCACCAUUAUCAUUCAGUUAUAAGCAGAAGGAUGCGAGGGAUAGUAUCAGUUCAUCCAAUGUUGCAUCCUUUGGAACAACUCAUGCCAUGCCUAAGUCAAAUUCUCUGACCUUCAAAACCACUUUAACUCCUGCAAAUGCACGGCCAGAUACGUUACCAUCAAUGACGAGCUCACUGCCUGUGAAAACAUUGUCUGGGGAAUCUGGAACUGGUUCUACCUUGACUACGAAGAGCAGAUACGGUGACCAGGCUAUAUCAUCUUUGGGAAGCACAAAAGGAUUGGGCAUUUCUCCACAGAAUAUGGGGGGUAUAUUUAGAGAUCUCAAUAAACCAUCUUUAUCUUCUGAACCUUCUGAUCCUGCAGUGGUUCAUGGGAAGCCUUUUCGACUUGGUGGAGUUAGUGAUACUGUGCAAAGCUCAGUGAAAGGUACACCCCAGGUGGCACCCCAACCUCAUGCAUUUUCACCAAUGUCACAAUCGUCUUCGUUCUCUAUCAACUUAGGUGCUUCCUCUUCAGCUGCACCACCCACAUCAACCAUGCAAGCAUCACUUUCAAAGAAUUCAGAUGUUUCAUCUCCGGCAGUUUCUUCCAUAUUCCCACCACAGAAAUCAAUCCCAGAAACUUCCCCAACAGUACAUGAGGGUACUGUGUCUAGCUCCCGUCCAUCUAUCCCAACACCUGUUAAGGAGUCAUCAUCUGAUCUUGGUAAAAAUGAAUCUAAACCUGAAGUGACAUCAGAGGUAACUGGAACUACAGUCUCUGCAAUUGCUACUUCAACAGGCAUACCAACCACAGAAAACAAAACUUCAUUGCUUCAAGUGACCAGUGGCAGUUUACCUUCUAAUCCUCCCUCCGCACCUAAAAUUGUGCCAGCAGAACCUGCUGCUGUUACAUCCACAAGAAAAGAUGCAGGGCCAAGCAAUCUUUCAUCAGAUGAAGAUGAUAUGGAAGAGGAGUCUCCUUCUGGAAAGGCAGAUCUCAACUUGGGAGCCCUUAGUGGGUUUGGUCUUGGGUCUGCGCCUUCUUCGAGUCCUAAAAAAUCCAAUCCUUUUGGGAGCUCCUUUGGUACAUCAGACAAUAAAAGCUCAGGUUCACCUUUUACGUUGACUACCAUUCCAGGACAGCUUUUCCGUCCAGCAUCACUGAGCAUUCCUUCAGCCCAGCCAGCACAGCCAUCUCAAUCAACUAGCUCGAGUACAUUUUCUACUACAUUUUCAAGUGGGCUUAGUGGAUUUGGACAGCCUGCACAGGUUGGAUCAGGACAGCAAUCGGGAUUUGGGCAGUCUGCACAAAUUGGAGCUGGUCAGCAGGCAGGUUUUGGGCAGCCAGCACAAAUUCAGUCAGGAUUUGGUCAGCCAGCACAAAUUCAGUCAGGAUUUGGUCAGCCAGCACAAAUUCAGUCAGGAUUUGGUCAGUCAGCACAAAUUGGAGCUGCGCAACAGACAGGAUUUGGGCAGCCUGCACAAAUUGGGGGUGGACAGCAGUCAGGGUUUGGGCAGCCUGCACAGUUUGGUGGUCAGCAGGCGCUUGGAUCUGUUCUGGGUUCUUUUGGACAAUCACGCCAGUUGGGAGGCUUUGGUGGAUUUGCCGGAUCCUCUUCUGGGGCUUUUGCCUCUGUACCUUCCAGUAAUUCGGGAUUUGCUGGUGCUGCAGCAGGUGGGGCCUUCUCUGCAGCUGCUCCUUCGGUUGGUGGAGGGUUUGCUGCCGCUGCUACCGGUGGAGGGUUUGCUUCUCUUGCCUCCAAAACUGGUGGUUUUGCUGCUGCAGCUACAUCUGCUGGUGGUUUUGGAGGUGCUGUCCAGGGAAGUGGCUUCGGUGGUGGUGGUUUUGGAGCUUUUGGCGGUAAUAAUCAAGGGGCUGCUGGUUUCUCGGCAUUUGGUGCUAGUGGCUCGUCUGGACCUGGAAGACCUCCGGCAGAUUUUUUGACGCAGAUGAGAAAAUAGUGAAAUGCUUCCCCCAAAUUACGGGCAGAAAGGUCUAAAUGGUUCGUGGCCUUGUGUACACAUCAAAACUUCUAGGGCUGCCUGGUUAAGUUCAACAAUAUGAUACGUCGAUUGUUCCCUUGUUGUGAAUGAAAAUGAGAAUGAAUCUCUGUGUGUUAUUCCAUUGAUUGAUGAUGAUAUUUAUACAUGGUGAAGAGGCACCAUGUAUUGGUGUCCCAAACUUU